GAUUUGCAGGAGGAGGAAGUGCAGAGCAGUGAGAAGGGGCAGCAGGUCAGCAGUAGAGCUUUCCGUUGUGGGUACAAAGGCUGUGGCCGCAUCUACACCACCGCCCACCAUCUCAAGGUACAUGAACGUGCUCACACAGGUGACCGGCCAUACACGUGCGACUUCCCGAGCUGUGGGAAAGCAUUUGCUACAGGAUAUGGGCUGAAGAGCCAUGUGAGAACACAUACUGGUGAGAAACCAUACAAGUGUCCAGAAGAUGUGUGUAGCAAAGCUUUCAAAACCUCUGGGGAUCUCCAGAAACACAUCCGGACACACACAGGUGAGCGUCCCUUCAAGUGUCCCUUUGUGGGCUGUGGCCGCUCUUUUACCACAUCCAACAUCCGCAAGGUUCACAUCCGAACGCACACAGGCGAGCGGCCCUACAUGUGUCCCGAGCCCAACUGUGGAAGGGGCUUCACCAGUGCCACCAAUUACAAGAACCACAUGAGAAUCCACACAGGAGAGAAGCCGUACCUGUGCACUGUGCCGGGCUGUGGAAAGCGCUUCACAGAGUACUCCAGCCUCUACAAGCACCAUGUUGUCCACACACACUGCAAACCCUACACCUGCAAUAGCUGUGGGAAGACCUACCGCCAGACUUCCACGCUGGCCAUGCACAAGCGCAGCAGUCACGGCGAGCUGGAGGCCACGGAGGAGAGUGAACAGGCCCUCUACGAACAGCAGCAGCUGGAGGCUGCUGCUGCUGACAGAGGCUCCCCCCUGAAGAGCCAGCAUAUUGCUUUCCUGUCAGAGAUGGAGGAAGAUGAAGAGGAAGAUAAUGAUGGUGUGCCUACGCAGGUCUCGCUUAUCUCUCAGGACGGGACAGAGCAGGUCAGUCUGUCCCAGGAAGACCUGCAGGCCCUGGGCAGUGCAAUCAGCAUGGUGACACAGAGCGGUGCCCUCGCUGUGCCUGAGGACGAGCUGGCGGGGGGUGACACACACACCGUGACCGUGGCCAGCGCGGGUGGCACCGAGACGCAGCCGGUUAGCAUUGUCACUUCUGGGGCAGUCGUGGCUGAAGAAUCUGCCAUCGUGUCCCUCCCUCAUCAGCAGGUGGCAUUGCUGGCUACUGCCAACGGCACCCACAUCGCAGUGCAGUUGGAAGAGCAGCAGAGCCUGGAGGACGCCAUCAGCAUGGCCGCAGCAGCGCUCCAGCAUGAACCUGUAACACUCGAGGCAGCCGUGUCUGAGAAUGGGUGCUGA
Messenger RNA from Antrostomus carolinensis (chuck-will's-widow), 1242 nucleotides. It is a transcript of the gene ZNF76, whose product is annotated as zinc finger protein 76. The record is from RefSeq and is a predicted model, not a curated record. Gene Ontology annotation, molecular function: DNA-binding transcription factor activity, RNA polymerase II-specific; sequence-specific DNA binding. Gene Ontology annotation, biological process: regulation of transcription by RNA polymerase II. The transcript has 9 exons. The annotation marks the transcript as partial. Lineage: Eukaryota; Metazoa; Chordata; Aves; Caprimulgiformes; Caprimulgidae. Gene Ontology annotation, cellular component: nucleus.